Molecule: messenger RNA, 581 nt
Organism: Rhododendron vialii
Lineage: Eukaryota; Viridiplantae; Streptophyta; Magnoliopsida; Ericales; Ericaceae
Product: S-protein homolog 2-like
Exons: 1
Coding region: 13-423 (136 amino acids)
Source: RefSeq, a predicted model, not a curated record
UCUAGUAGUAAGAUGGCUCGCUUCCGGCAUCCAAUGGUCAUCUUGAUAUUUCACCUCCUUUGCAUGCAAACACUAUGUGAGCCAGGAGAUACGAAAACCUUCUUUAAAACUGCUGUUCACAUAAAAAGCGAUGUUCAGGGCCAAGUACGAUUUCGUUGUCAGUCCGGUGACGAUGAUCUUGGAAAUCAAACACUUAGCACUGGUCAAUAUUAUUCUUUUCAUUUCUAUCCUCUCUAUAAUACUGUUUUCUUCUGCCAUUUUUACUGGAAUUCCAAUGACAAAAGUUUUGAUGUUUACAAUCAUCGUUUAGCCCGUACUUGUGAACACGGUCUGGUGCAUUUGGACUGCUUCUGGCGUGUGGAACCUGACGGUUUUUAUCUCAGUAAUAAUGACAAGAGUUAUCAGUUUGUUAACUCUUGGUAAGGACAUCAUCUUGUGUAAUAGUGACAACAUCUGUGCUUUCAUAAAAUUCCAAUGUUUGUUUCUACAAGACACUAGUGCUAUAGAGCACAUGAUCAUGCAUGUAUGCAUUCUAUGAAAUCUCGAAUUUUUCAGUAUGAGAGAUUUCUAUGUUUAUGCCA